Molecule: messenger RNA, 2484 nt
Organism: Adelges cooleyi (spruce gall adelgid)
Lineage: Eukaryota; Metazoa; Arthropoda; Insecta; Hemiptera; Adelgidae
Gene: Rint1
Product: RAD50-interacting protein 1
Exons: 12
Coding region: 176-2320 (714 amino acids)
Biological process (GO): retrograde vesicle-mediated transport, Golgi to endoplasmic reticulum; regulation of ER to Golgi vesicle-mediated transport; endoplasmic reticulum to Golgi vesicle-mediated transport
Cellular component (GO): Dsl1/NZR complex
Source: RefSeq, a predicted model, not a curated record
AAUUGUAAUUUGUAACUGCCCAUUUGGCGGAUCGUGUAGUCAAUAGUAAAUAACUAAGUGAAUCGAUUAUUAAUACAAUUAAUGGCAGUGGUGUGUUAUGUAAAAUAAUGGGACUAAAAUAAACAAUAAUUGUAAAAUUGUCAUUUAUGUAAAAUUUGUAUAACAUUUGGCAAUUAUGUCUAAUAAUUUGUUAACUUUGGACACUAUCAACAAACAUUUGGGAGAUGACUUUGACAACAUAAUAGAUCGAUGUAACAAUUAUAAGGAAGUACUUCUGAAAAAUCAAAAUGAAGUCAAGAACAAAAUCAUGUCCCAGGUAGUCGGAGAAUAUGCACACUUGCCUGAUAUUCGUAAAAAAGUCCAAAAUGACAGAAAAUCGAUUAAAUCACUGAUAGAAGAGGUUAAUCAAUUGAAAUUGAAGUAUACAAAAUUCCGUGAAGAAACUGAAAGUAUAAGAAAUGUAUUUAAAACACUAAUAGCUGAUAUAAAUGCAAAAUCGAAUAAGAUUACUUACUUCAUUUGCCUUAAAAGUAUUAUCUCUAUAAGUAAUCGAGUAAGAUGUGAACUUUCAAAUAAACAAGAUAAUGAAGUCAUAAAACUGUAUAUGUAUUUGUGUGAACUUAGUGUUGCUAUGACCAACGCACCAUGCAAAAAGUUAGUUUCUUAUUUAAAUAGUAUAAUCAACUAUUGGCAUUCAAUUAUUAAACAUCAUUAUUCAGAAGGUUUCGAGUUGAUAUUAAAACAAAUGAAUUGGCCGUUUACACCUAGUGAAUCAAAAGAUAUUACAAAUCUAGAUAAUCUUAAGUGUAAUUUCCAGCACGUGGCUAAUAUUUUAAUUAACAUACGGCUUCCUGAAAGCUUAGACAAAAAUUGUACAGAACAGUUGCCAGUUACUCAGUUAUUGGAACAUUUUUCUCGUGUUAGUUUACCGAUAUCAUUGAUGUUAGUAACUUUCCGCAAAAGGUUUUUCUUUCAUUUUACUGGAAAAAAACAGACUAACAAACCAGAUAAACCCGAAUGGUUUUUAUCCAGAGUCCUUAGUUGGAUAAGAGACUACCGAACAUUUAUUACGGAUUGGUUGGGUCCACCGUACAUAGAUAAUAAUAGAAAACCUGUUGAUGCUCAACACGAGUUUAUAGUUGGAUUAUUACAGCCUGUUGUAAUAAAACUAGAUUCAGAUUUAUCACAUUUUCAACUAGAAGAUGUUGUAUUUUCUCACAUUGUUGAUGAAACUUUAGCAUUUGAACACGAACUAAGGAAAGUCUACAAUUAUCCAGACGAUUAUCCGAGCGUUACCGAAGUUUUAACGCAAGCUCAUUUAUUUUUUAAGUGGAUUAACAUGGAACGAAAAUAUGCAAUAAAUAAAAUUGAGGAGAUCCUUGAUAAUGAUGAACUUUGGAAAAUUUUGGUAAAUGAUACUCAAUAUAAAUUGACAACUUGUGCAGAUAAUUUGUUAACACUGUUAAACACUAUGACUGAUAGAUACAGUAUACUUCGACAACCUCGGCAUAAGUUACAGUUUUUGAAACUUCAGACUGAUCUCUUAGAAGAGUUUAAGACAAAAAUAAUUGACGGUUACCACACUAGAGAGAACCAGAAUACAGUAGAAGACCUACAGCAAUUAUUAUGUACUCUACAUUAUAUUUGCUAUGUUCUAUACAACUGGGGAACUAACAUGCAUUUUUUAGCAUUGCUGAACUAUAAAUGUGAAUUGGAAACUGAAGUCAGGAAUAGAAGUGAGAGCGAACAUACCGAAAUAUUGGAAAAUGCCGACACCGUAUUUGAUGAAACAAUUCGCUUAUACUAUGUGGAAAUUGAUAGUUUAUUAGAAGAAUUAUGUGGAAACGUUUUAAUAAAAGUGAAAAGAAGUGCAAAGAAUUACAAACGGGACAGAUGGCAUAUAAUGAGUUCUUUAAGCGACAAUACUAAGUAUAGUAUAACCGAUAGUGGUUGGGUAAUGUAUGAAACAUUUGCAGAGAAUCUAGAUUUACUGUCAAAAAAUCUUCCUAUUGCUUUGUUUAAUAAAAGUUGGCCUAUAUUAUCUACUAAACUAUCAGAGUUUAUUAUAAGUGAUAUCCUCAUGGCUAACAUGUUUAACAAAGGAGGAGCACAGCAUUUGAAAUGUGAUGUACAGUAUAAAAUGCUGCCAAUUAUUUCCAAGUAUACAACAAAACCAAAUAUUUAUGCUGAACGGUUAUUAGAAGCUUGCAAUGUUUUAUGUUUCGAACCGAAUUUUCAACCUACAGUACUAACACACAAUGAAGUAUCAGAAAUUUUACUACGGAGAAUUGAACAUGGCAACUCAAUUGAAUUGGGUUAAAGCAUCAUUUUUUCAAUCAACAUUUGAAAAGGUGUCAAUUCAUAAAAAAUUGUUAUAUUUUGUUGAAAGUAAAAAAGAAUAUUUUUAUUAAUGGUUUUUAAAAUGUUAAAUUUUUGGGUAUUUUUACAUCAAUUAUAGAUUUAUUUGUAUUGUUUAUUUAUAAA